GAUGAUCCUUUUAAACAAUGUCACCCAGCUGAGCUGAGGAAACUCAUUGGACAUUUGAUCACACACACAGUCCAGGAAUUAUUUGAAGGGUAGGAACCCGGAAACCGAUCAGCACAGGCUAGUUCUCCUACAAGUUUAUGCUACUCAGAAUAGAAAGGACAUGAGCACCUCAUUGCAGUACAAGACAUUCUCCAAAGAGCAGCAAACUAUGGAUAAUCUAGAGAAGCAACUCAUAUGUCCAAUAUGCCUGGAAAUGUUCUCCAAACCUGUGGUCAUACUUCCCUGCCAGCAUAAUCUGUGUAGGAAAUGUGCAAGCGAUAUAUUCCAGGCUUCCAAUCCGUAUUUGCCAACACGAGGAGGGAACACAGUAGCAUCAGGUGGACGUUUUCGUUGCCCAUCAUGUAGACAUGAAGUGGUUUUGGACAGACAUGGGGUAUAUGGACUACAAAGGAACUUACUGGUUGAAAAUAUUAUUGACAUUUAUAAACAGGAAUCUACAAGGCCUGAAAGGAAGUCGGACCACCCAAUGUGUGAUGAGCACGAAGAUGAAAAAAUUAACAUAUAUUGUCUUAACUGUGAAGUCCCUACCUGCUCCAUGUGCAAAGUGUUUGGAGCACACAAGGAUUGUGAGGUUGCUCCUUUGACACAAGUUUUCCAAAGACAAAAGUCUGAACUCUCAGAUGGCAUUGCAAUACUGGUUGGAUGUAACGACAGAAUUCAGGCAGUAGUAAGCCAACUGGAGGAGACUUGUAAAACCGUUGAGGAAAAUAGUAAAAGGCAAAAAGAACAACUAUGUGAACGAUUUGAUUUCCUGUUUGCUAUUCUGGAAGAAAGAAAAGGGGAGCUGACCCAAGCAAUCACCAGAGACCAAGAAGAAAGGCUUGAAAGUGUCCGUUCUUUAAUGAAAAAAUAUGGCAGCCACAUGGAGACUGUUUCAAAGCUUGUUGAGUCAGGAAUUCAGUUUAUGGAUGAGCCAGAAAUAGCAGUAUUCCUACAGAAUUCUAAACCCUUGCUACAGAAAAUGACAGAAGCAUCAAGUGAACUUCAUAUGGAAAAAGUAGAAGCUGGAUAUGAAAACAUGAAUCAUUUUACGGUGGAUCUAAACAGAGAAGAAAGGAUAAUUAGAGAAAUAGACUUUUACAGAGAAGAGGAGGAAGAAGAGGAGGAAGAAGAAGAUACAGCAGCAGAAGGUGAAGAUGGUGAUGGGGUCCACACAGAGGGGGAAGAAGAUGUAGCAGAAAAAGGUGCACAGACAUCCCAGCUGAAUAAAACAGAUAUCACAGCUGAAAGACUACCUCCACCUCCAGAACUUGAGCUCAGUACUCCAUCUGUUCCUGCUCCUCAGAAUGAAACUGUUGUAUCUGUCCAGGGAGAAGCACAGGAGCAGACAGGGGCAAACCAACCAGAUAGCCCAGCUGAUGCAAAACAUGUCUUCUCCUUCACUUGGCUCAAUACUGUACCUAAAUAACUCUUAGGCUCAUCCGAGACUCUCUAAGUGACACAUGCAACUCUGCACUGGUGGAUCCCACUGGGAUAUUCUUCAUCCCUGUUGUGAUUGUAUUUUAUUUUAUUUCUUAACAUGAUACUUCUUCUGCAUCUGGAAAUCUGCACAGGUCCAUACCAAACCUUCUGCCUAUGUCAUUAGUGGCGUACACCAUAAACCAUUUUAGCUUCCAGAUGUGGCUAUACAGAACUCUUCAUAUUCUCCAUACCUCAUACAGAGAUACUGUGCGACUAUAACACUCCACUCCUCAAGGAAAAUCAGUGAGGAAAAUCUGCCAAAAGGCCUCUUAAAUGAGUGGCCAUGAUCAUCACUUGUCUGUUGUCUAACUCUCUGUGUGUCUUUUCCAUCAUUUGUAGCAAGGGCAGCAACACUACCAAACUUUCAGUGUUUGUGAAUUGGAUGUCUACAAUUCAAUACGAGUCACUUAUUCCAUAGAACCUCGUGUCACUCCUUCCUAAUCUUGUUGGUGGGGCUUUAACAUGAACAAAAGUAUUUUGUUAUGACGUAUUUCAUGUAUGUGGGUGCAAGAGAGUCAUUCUCUGUUCAGCUCAAAAUUUAGGACCAUCUCUUUCCAUACAAAAUUGUGGAGAAAUGUACAGCACACCUUCUAACCAAAAAAACUAUAAUAAACACAUAAAGCUUUGUAGAUUUUAUUUAAAAAUAUAGAUAUUAGAUGUUAUGUUACACACCCAAGUUGCACCAAUGCUGAAUAGAUGUUUUAUUAUGGAAAUGUAUACAAUAAACUUUGAUGCAAAAUAAAUUACAACAAUUCUUUCCCCUCCCAGAGGAAAACCCCCUUAGGUUUCGAGAGAUUAAGCUUAUCCCUUAAGACUUUAAAAUGCAACCCUCACCAAAUGGGUGUUUCUCAGGAAAUAUACCACAAGAAUAACCUGUGACUGUAAAAUAAAAUAAAAAAGGAUAUAUUUACAAACUA
Xenopus laevis (African clawed frog) is the source of this 2438-nucleotide messenger RNA. RefSeq names its product tripartite motif containing 55 S homeolog (gene trim55.S). The record is from RefSeq and is a predicted model, not a curated record. NCBI's taxonomy places the organism in Eukaryota, Metazoa, Chordata, Amphibia, Anura, Pipidae. The coding region runs from base 161 to 1468 and encodes 435 amino acids. The transcript has 9 exons. Gene Ontology annotation, biological process: regulation of microtubule cytoskeleton organization. Gene Ontology annotation, molecular function: zinc ion binding; ubiquitin protein ligase activity. Gene Ontology annotation, cellular component: nucleus; cytoplasm.